This is a messenger RNA of Heteronotia binoei (common prickly gecko), 1686 nucleotides long. RefSeq names its product phosphorylase kinase catalytic subunit gamma 1 (gene PHKG1). The record is from RefSeq and is a predicted model, not a curated record. Bases 465 to 1631 code for a protein of 388 amino acids. Gene Ontology annotation, cellular component: phosphorylase kinase complex. Gene Ontology annotation, molecular function: phosphorylase kinase activity; ATP binding; calmodulin binding. Gene Ontology annotation, biological process: protein phosphorylation; glycogen biosynthetic process. NCBI's taxonomy places the organism in Eukaryota, Metazoa, Chordata, Lepidosauria, Squamata, Gekkonidae. The transcript has 10 exons.
AGCGCUCUUGCAUUCUUCAAGGCACCAACCAUGACAACUAGCAGUCCUCUUCAGUGACUCAGAGCUGCGCUGUUGCCUACUGGUGAACCUCUACGGUUUACCUCAGCUCUGGGUCACUCUUCAAUAAAUACUUCAGCCCAUCAGGCGUUCAAAUCAGAAGGCUUGGAAGAGAGCCCAAGUUGCAUUGCAAUUUUUAUUUUUGGCACCGCAGUCCCCACAGGGAAACCGACUGGCAGUGAAUUAACAGAAGACAGAGGGGCCAGUUUGUUAUUGUCUGUCCGAGACACUGAAUGUAUCCAAUUUGGCUUUGACUCUUUGUCUUCUGGAUUACCCACCACUCUCCCCCCUCCCUGGAUAUUCUGGUCAUCAGUUAGAAGAGAGAGGAUUCUGAAAAGGAAAGGUUAUGCAUUUUGUCAUCUUGAAAUAAACCUCAAGAAGGUUCGGAUCAGUACAAUCAGACAAAGAUGACCAAAACCGAGGAACUUCCUGAGAACCAUUCUUCUGGGGAAUUUUAUGAGAAAUAUGAACCGAAGGAAAUCUUGGGAAGGGGGGUAAGCAGUGUGGUUCGUCGGUGCAUCCAUAAGGUUACCAGGCAAGAAUUUGCAGUGAAAAUUAUAGACAUCACAGCUGGGAAUUUGUCCCCGGAAGAAGUUCAGGAACUAAGAGAAGCCACUCUGAAGGAAAUAGACAUCCUCCGGAAGGUGUCUGGACAUCCCAAUGUCAUCCAGCUGAAGGACAGCUUUGAAUCUCACACCUUCUUCUUCUUGGUGUUUGACUUAAUGAAAAGAGGGGAACUCUUUGAUUACCUCACAGAGAAAGUGACCUUGAGUGAGAAAGAAACCAGAAAGAUCAUGCGUGCCCUCCUGGAAGUCAUCAAGUACCUUCAUUCCAUGGACAUCGUUCAUCGAGACCUGAAGCCAGAAAACAUCCUCCUGGAUGAUGACAUGAACAUCAAGCUGACGGACUUUGGCUUCUCGUGUCAGCUGCAGAGAGGCGAAAAACUCAAAGAGGUCUGUGGAACUCCUGGCUACUUAGCACCUGAAAUAUUAGAAUGUUCCAUGGAUCCAGACCACCCAGGUUACGGGAAAGAAGUUGACAUGUGGAGCACAGGAGUCAUCAUGUAUACGUUGCUGGCCGGAUCGCCCCCGUUCUGGCACCGGAAACAGAUGUUGAUGCUGCGGAUGAUCAUGAAUGGAGAUUACAAGUUUGGCUCCCCGGAGUGGGAUGACCAGUCAGAUACCGUCAAAGACCUGAUUGCCCAUUGCCUGGUGGUGAAGUCAGAACGUCGAUACACUGUGGAGGAUGCUCUCACUCACCCUUUCUUCCAGCAAUAUGUAGUGGAGGAAGUCCGACACUUUAGCCCGUUCCGGAAAUUUCGGGUUAUCUGCUUGACGGUCUUAGCAUCGGUCCGAAUCUACCUCAAUUAUCGGAACGUCAAGCCAGUCACCACAGAGGUGAUACGGCGUGACCCUUACGGCUUGAAACCCAUCCGCAAGCUGAUUGACGCCUGCGCCUUCCGGAUCUACGGCCACUGGGUGAAGAAGGGAGAAGCUCAGAACAGGGCGGCUCUGUUUGAAAACACGCCCAAAGCCAUCCUGCUCAGCUUGGCAGCCGAGGAAGAGUUCUUCUGAGUCUGAAUGCGGUGACAACACAGGACUCUGAAUGUAUUAACAGCUAAGGCAAAAA